AUGAGCACGGCCAGAACAGAGAACCCUGUUAUAAUGGGUCUGUCCAGUCAAAAUGGUCAGCUGAGGGGCCCUGUGAAGCCCAGUGGUGGCCCCGGAGGAGGGGGCACACAGACUCAGCAACAGAUGAACCAGCUGAAAAACACCAACACAAUCAAUAAUGGCACUCAGCAGCAAGCACAGAGUAUGACCACCACUAUUAAACCUGGUGAUGACUGGAAAAAGACUUUAAAACUCCCUCCAAAGGAUCUAAGAAUCAAAACUUCGGAUGUGACCUCCACAAAAGGAAAUGAGUUUGAAGAUUACUGUUUGAAACGGGAGUUGCUGAUGGGAAUUUUCGAAAUGGGCUGGGAAAAGCCAUCUCCUAUUCAGGAGGAGAGCAUUCCCAUUGCUUUAUCUGGUAGGGAUAUUUUAGCUAGAGCAAAAAACGGAACAGGCAAGAGCGGUGCCUACCUCAUUCCCUUACUUGAACGGCUAGACCUGAAGAAGGACAAUAUACAAGCAAUGGUGAUUGUUCCCACUAGAGAACUUGCUCUACAGGUCAGUCAAAUUUGCAUCCAGGUCAGCAAACACAUGGGAGGGGCCAAAGUGAUGGCAACCACAGGAGGAACCAAUUUACGGGAUGACAUAAUGAGGCUUGAUGAUACAGUGCAUGUGGUGAUAGCUACCCCUGGAAGAAUCCUGGAUCUUAUCAAGAAAGGAGUAGCAAAAGUUGAUCAUGUCCAGAUGAUAGUAUUGGAUGAGGCGGAUAAGUUGCUGUCACAGGAUUUUGUGCAGAUAAUGGAGGAUAUUAUUCUCACGCUACCUAAAAACAGACAGAUUUUAUUAUAUUCUGCUACUUUCCCUCUUAGUGUACAGAAGUUCAUGAAUUCCCAUUUGCAGAAACCCUAUGAGAUUAACCUGAUGGAGGAACUAACUUUGAAGGGAGUAACCCAGUACUACGCAUAUGUAACUGAGCGCCAAAAAGUACACUGCCUCAACACACUUUUCUCCAGGCUUCAGAUAAACCAGUCGAUUAUUUUCUGUAACUCCUCUCAGAGAGUUGAAUUGCUAGCCAAGAAGAUUUCUCAACUGGGUUAUUCUUGCUUCUAUAUCCAUGCUAAAAUGAGGCAGGAACAUCGAAAUCGUGUGUUUCAUGAUUUCCGAAAUGGCUUAUGCCGCAAUCUUGUUUGCACUGAUUUGUUUACCCGAGGUAUUGAUAUACAAGCUGUGAAUGUGGUAAUAAACUUUGACUUCCCAAAGCUGGCAGAGACCUAUCUCCAUCGUAUUGGAAGAUCAGGUCGCUUUGGUCAUCUUGGCUUAGCCAUCAACUUGAUCACAUAUGAUGAUCGCUUCAACCUGAAAAGUAUUGAGGAGCAGCUGGGAACAGAAAUCAAACCUAUCCCGAGCAACAUUGACAAGAGCCUGUAUGUGGCAGAAUACCACAGCGAGCCUGUAGAAGAUGAGAAACCUUAA
Molecule: messenger RNA, 1452 nt
Organism: Rangifer tarandus platyrhynchus (Svalbard reindeer)
Lineage: Eukaryota; Metazoa; Chordata; Mammalia; Artiodactyla; Cervidae
Source: the annotation of a GenBank genome assembly